Messenger RNA from Condylostylus longicornis, 1527 nucleotides. RefSeq lists its product as uncharacterized. The transcript has 7 exons. Bases 1 to 1527 code for a protein of 508 amino acids. NCBI's taxonomy places the organism in Eukaryota, Metazoa, Arthropoda, Insecta, Diptera, Dolichopodidae. The record is from RefSeq and is a predicted model, not a curated record.
AUGACGUAUCAUAAUUCGAAAUUAAAUAUCAUCACAAGUAGCGAUAAACAUCCUAUUCCAAAUAUAGACGAUAUUUUAGACGGUUAUAGGGCAAUAGAAAUUGAUCAUACCCAAGAAACAAUUUUUGAGUACAAUGGUUUAAACUAUCAGUAUGAAGAAUCAAAACCAUUAAAUGAACUUAAACUGAACAAACAUUGUACAUUUAAAAAUAAUUGUAAGCUCAUAAAUAAUAAUGUCAUAGAAUUAGACAUUAUUCUAUCAAUUAUAGAAAUUGAAGAAACCAUUUUAAUAAAAAAUGCAAGAAGUAUUGAACUAAAUCAGACUUGUGAUAAAUAUGUCAUAUAUCUUAAUAAUUAUAACAAUUCUCAGUUUGUUUCCAAUCUCGCUAGUGUUGGUCAUAUUCGAACUCGAAACAAUACAAAUGAUGCAGGUGCUGCAUCAGAUAAUACAAUAAUGUCAAACAACAAUAACAAUAAGAAUAAAAAACAAAAACCAAAUGAUGUUGAUGAAAAUUACUAUUCAAUCUUGCAAUCAAUAUUUGCUAAUAGUGAUAAUGAUGACAUGCAAAGUGAAACCUGCGCAAAUUGUAAAGAGAACCAUCGUUCGUCAGAUCCAUCCUUUCCACACCGACUUGCAUAUGUUCAAUUAAUUAAUGAAAAUCAAGGCAAUUCACGUCAAAGUUCAGUUAUUCAAAAAUCCAAACAAUUUAUGGGGAACUAUAAUCAACUUUUUCCACCAAUCUUUGGUGUAAACGCUACUGGCAGUGGUAAUACUACAAACACACCUUGGCAUAGUUUUAAUCACAAUCGUAAUUUUUCUAAUCUAAAUAAUUCUGUUAAAUACUCUUACAACAACAAUACCAACAACUGUCAUUUGAUGAAAAGGAACGCAUCGUUCGAUAAUCACAGAAAAAAAGUAAUUAUGGCUCAGGAACAACAACUUGUCAAGGAAAUCGAAACAAAAAAUCAGCAAAUUAUUCAACUAACAGCAGCUGUACAACAUUACCAGGAGAGAGAAGCGGCAAACAUCGCAAAGGAGAAAAUUAUGCGAGAAGUUAGAUUUAUGUCCACAUUUACUGGGAAAGGAGAGGUUACUAUAAAUUCAUUUAUAAGUAGUAUCGAGUACUAUCUGUCAAGUGUGCAAGAUGCAGAACUUAAAAAAUUAAUGGUUAGGACAAUAUACUUUGAGAAAAUCCAAGGGGAGGCGAAAGACGCUAUCAUCAGUAUUCCGGAACCAGACAACUGGGAAUUAAUAAAAUCAGCCUUGAGAUUAAGAUAUAAACCGGACAUCGAACCAGCAGAAAUCUACAGAAGAAUAAACAACAUCAAAUGUAAUUCGGUAGAACCGAUGGACAUAGGUAAUAUCGAAACAAAAAAUAAUGACAGACGGUAUCGCGAAUUAGGCCAUUCUAGUAGGGAUCCGGGCAAAGAUAGCCAUCAACAGGCCCCUAGAAUAAAACCAGACAGUGACAUAACCGAAUGUUAUUUUAAAGAUCAAUCGAAUAACAUAGAUUUUUUUUUAAAUUAG